Molecule: messenger RNA, 1597 nt
Organism: Arachis duranensis
Lineage: Eukaryota; Viridiplantae; Streptophyta; Magnoliopsida; Fabales; Fabaceae
Product: serine carboxypeptidase-like 40
Exons: 7
Coding region: 42-1562 (506 amino acids)
Biological process (GO): proteolysis
Cellular component (GO): vacuole
Molecular function (GO): serine-type carboxypeptidase activity
Source: RefSeq, a predicted model, not a curated record
UCUAUAGAGAGAUUAGAGAUACACAAAAGAAUUAACACAUAAUGGGGAAAGCAUGUAGUUGGUCUCUUAUAUCCAUUUUCAUUAUUAUCCUUUCAUUCUGUGUGUCUGAAAUACAUGGAAACAAACAAGCUCGGGCUCUGGACAAGUUUUUCAAGGCCAAGUUCAAAGCAGGAUCACAAAUCAACAGGGGGCACUUCGAGGCACCAGAGAUUGUGCAUGAAGCCGCCACCGGCGCCGAUGUGGGUUCUCAGGCGGGCCUGAAAGAGAAAGACAGAAUUGUGAGUUUGCUGGGGCAGCCAAAGGUGAAUUUCAGUCAGUAUGGAGGGUAUGUCACGGUUGACCAAUUGGCAGGACGUGCCUAUUAUUAUUACUUUGUGGAAGCUCAAAGUUCUAAGGAAACAAAACCUCUUCUUCUUUGGCUCAAUGGAGGUCCUGGAUGUUCAUCCCUUGCCUAUGGUGCAAUGCAAGAACUUGGACCCUUCCGAGUAAACAGUGAUGGACGAACACUUUACCUAAAUAGAUAUCGUUGGAAUCAUGCUGCAAAUGUUUUGUUCCUGGAGUCACCUACUGGAGUGGGAUUUUCUUACUCAAACAGAUCAUCAGAUUAUGCUGAUUUUCAUAAUGGUGACAAGAAAACAGCAGCAGAUAACUAUGUAUUCUUGGUGAAUUGGUUGGAGAGGUUUCCUGAAUAUAAGAAGAGGGAUUUCUUCAUUGCUGGGGAGAGUUAUGCAGGGCAUUAUGUUCCUGAACUUGCACAUACUAUUCUCUACCAUAACAACAAGGCCAACAAAACAAUCGUCAACCUUAAAGGAAUACUGAUUGGGAAUGCAGUGAUAAACGAUGAAACAGACGAUGCUGGAAUGUACGAUUUUCUUGCAAGCCAUGCAAUAAUCUCAGACAAUGUUGCACACGACAUCAACACAUAUUGUGAUUAUAAGUCUUCAGAUCCUUCCGAUCAGCGUAGCCUCCUGUGCGAUACAGCAGGGGAUGCAUUUAAUAGGGCUACUCGUUUCAUUGAUAUCUACAACAUCUAUGCUCCACUUUUUUGCCCCAAUGAAAACCUCACAAAACGGCCCAAGAAGCACUCUCUUGUUACUGAUCCGUGUAGUGAUAAUUAUGUGGUUGCAUAUCUUAACCGGGCAGAGGUUCAAGAGGCCCUCCAUGCGAAUGUUACCAAACUCAAGUAUGACUGGCAACCUUGCAGUGGUGUCAUGGGCAGGUGGGGUGAUUCCCCUUCAACCAUGCUUCCCCUUCUACAUGAAUUCCUUCACAACGGACUAAGGCUCUGGAUUUUCAGUGGUGACGUAGAUGGAAGGGUUCCUGUUACUUCAACAAAGUAUUCAAUUAAGAAGAUGAACCUUUCUGUUGAAACUGCUUGGCAUCCUUGGUAUCUGUUUGCAGAGGCUGGUGGGUAUACAGAAGUGUACAAGGGAGGGUUAACUUUUGCGACAGUAAGAGGAGCAGGGCAUCAAGUGCCAAGCUACCAGCCAGCAAGAGCCUUUUCUCUCCUCAAACACUUUUUAGACGGCACCCCGCUUCCAGAUACUACAAGAUACACUUAAUUUGUCCUGCAACAAUAACAUUUUUCUUUAUUUAA